AUUGGUAUUUUAUGAACUUAAAAUGAGGGGUGGUUAGAUUUACUCUAAAUAUUUAAGUUAGUAUUCAGUCAUUCAACCUGGUCAAUCAGAGGGAGUAGGUUUUGACUUUCUAGCUAACGUUAGCUAACGUUACCUACACCGUUAACGUUAAUGCAUUCCUGAUGAGACAACCGCAUUUCCAUGUCAUUUGAAUGUAGCUAGUGCUGGUGGUAACGUUACAACACCUAGCUGUCCACACUCAGCAUUAUUUGUCCGUUGUUUCUAAAUGCUUAAAAAGGUAGCUAGUGACCAAAUAUACUAGCUAAAGUUUGUGAAAUAAUAACUACAGACAGUAGCUUCUAGUCGUCUAGCCAAAGCAAAUUUGCAGACUUGCUGGGAUUUCCCUUCGUUGUGGUUACCAAUAGUCACCUUGACGCUUAACUUUAGCUAGCUAGCUAGCUAACAUUAGCUAUUACAUUUGCUCAGAUUUAACGCUGCUGCAGUCAGAGAAACAUCAUGGCUAAACAGAAGAAAGGACAGAAGAGUUCAAUUGAUGACAUGUUAGGAGACCUGUUGGGAGAUGAUGAUUUCCCAGUGAAGGCCAAAGUUCCGGCCCGUGAAGCAGGCAGACUAGGACCUCCUCUACCAUCACGCAGUGGAAAACGCUCACUAUUGGGCGACGACGACUUCUUCAGCAAACUGGCUGAAGAAGCGGAAAAAGAUGAGGGCUCUGAUGUUUCUGAGGCUGAUCCCACAGCCUUACUGGAGAGCAUGAAGGACAUAGAUGAUAUGGACGCUGAUCUCUUUAGAUCAAAGAAAAAGCCCAGUUCAGCCCCAGCUCAGAGUAAAGGCUCCGGCAUUGGAGGACCUACGAAAAAUCCUCCUAAAUCAGGAAACAAGUUAAAAGGAGGAGAAAUCUCAGAUGAGCUACACAUUGAGGAGAAGAAGCCAAGUUCUGCUCCUGCAUCGACAGCACGUGGCUACCAGAGGUUCAGUUUCACUGAUGAUGAUGACGUUCUUGCCCCAACAACUGACACAAAAGACUUUGAUGACCCUUUGGCUGACCUGUUAGAUGAUCUACCCAUAGAAAACAAAAAUGAGCCAAAAAUCACCAAAAAAGCUCCUACAGAGAAAUCAGUGCUGCCCCCAGACUCCCCUAUCAUAAAGAAAAAAGAAACAGCCUCACCAGCUCCAGUUGCAAAAAAGCGGGACGAGCUUAUGUUUGAUGAUGAUGAGGAUGACCUAAUGGAUGCAUUGGGGUUUGGGGAGAGUCCCAAAGAGAGCCCUAAGAAGAAUGAGACCGUGCUCAUACCAAAGAAUGAGAGCAGCAGUGAGCCCCCUCAAAGAGCACGCACCAGGCUAGAUGAGAUUCUGGGGCGUGGGACGUCCCCUCGCCUUCUGGAGCGCCCUCCAACAGGGGAGAGGAAGGACCCUCCGCAGCAGCAGCAGGAAAAGCAGAAGCAUCAUCAGGAGACCCCCACUACUAAAGACCCCUUCCUAGAAGAAGACCUGACGUUUGGUUCCUAUCAACCUACACUGGUCACUACACCUGAGGGACGACACUCACGCAGACAGUCGGUCAGAUUCUCCACUGAGGACAACAGUGCCUCUUCUCCUGAGAAGAAACCCAAACCCAUCACCCCCACCACGCUCACCCCUACCUUUCCCCGGCCUGCUGCAGACUGGCUGGGGCUCUCACAGGAUGAUGAUGAGCAGGAGGAAGAGCCCCCGCCUGUACCAGAACCCUUGAAGACCCCCUCUUCAUCAGUGGGAAGCAAACCCUCCUCGUCUGGCAACCGCAUUCCACAGCCAUCGACAGAGACUCCAAACACCUCCUUCAAAUCCCCCAAACCAGUAGGACCCAGUGUAGAGGUCUCUGGAAGCCAAAAGGACGAAGAGGAUUGGCUAUCAGGGGCAUUGAGCAGGAAGAAGACUCAAUCAUCCACACAGUCAGAGGAAAAGAGGACAACCCAGGAAGACUUUCUGGGGUUUGGAGACGAGGUAGAUCUGGAGUCGUUUCUCAGCAAACGUGGUUCUUCACCAGCUUCCAGGAGGAAAGAUGCAUCCACCCCCAACAAGGAACCAGGAGAUUCUCCUCUGCCCAGGGAGCCCUCCCAUAGACAGCCCAGCCCUACUGCUCACUCUACCCCAGUGAGAGAGGACCAGUUCAGGCCUGCUGUGUCUGCUAGAGUAGGCUUCUAUCCUGACCAGACCCCAGACCCCUCUCCCCUGCCAACCUCUGCUACCAUUAGCUUCCCCCUGCCCCAGCAAUACCAUCCACCAGCCCUGCAGGAUCACACGGAGCCAGGAUGGCCAAGUCAAGCAGAGCUGUCCUGUAACUACCCUGCCCAGCCAUGGCAGUCUAUGUCUGGCCCCAUGCCCCAUGCUAUGAUGCCUGGCUCUAUGCGGUUGCCACAGCAAAGCCAGAUGCAGAACACUGCACCUGUUGUCCAACCACAGGUGUCUCUUUCAGCCAACAGUUUGCAACAACUCUUACUACAACAGCAGCAGUUGGAGUCCCAGCUGCUGGGGUUAGGGGGAGCUGCGGAUGUAGCUGGGCUGCAGAGACAGAAGAGAGAGACUGAGAAGCAGAAUGGACAUCUAGCUUUACAGGCCCGCAUCAUCAAACUGGAGGGACAGGUGAGAUCUCUACAGCAGGAGCUAGACCAGAACCAGAUGUUGCUGGAGAGUGUUCAGCAGAGACACAAGCAGGACACUGAGCUCAUGGAGAACACACACAGGGCUCGUGUGAAGCUGCUUGACGAUUCCGCGGCACAGCGAGAAGCACGGGCACGACAGGAAUGCGAGGACCUAGCAGAGCGCCUAGCCACCGUCACACGUAUAGCUGAACAGGAGCGUAUGGAGCUGCAGGCAAAGCACCAGCGCAGACUGGCCCAAACCCAGCAGGACAGAGACCGAGAGGUGGAGCGACUCAGAGACCUACAGAGGAAGUCUAUUUUAGAGAUGAAGAAAGACCAUGAGGAUCAGGUCCAGAGGCUGAAGAGAUUGAAGGAUGAGGAGAUUGAUGCUGUGACCAGUGCCACAUCACAAACCAGGUCCCUGACAGUGGUGAUUGAGCAGAUGGAGCAUUUCUCCCACAGGCUGGGGGACCUUUCGUCUCGGGUGGAGAGCACCCAUGAGAACACAGCCCAGGGGCUGGAGCAGGGGGCACGGCAGAGAGACGAACAGCUCCGAGUGAUGCAGGACCGUCUGGGCCAGCAGCAGAGGGCCAUGGCAGAGGAGAGAACAAGGCUCAAAGAAGUCAUCGCCAAGAUGGACACCCAGCUGGCUGAGCAGCAGAGGCAACUAGAGAAGGUCAGGAGUCACUCAGAGGAGCGCUGGAGAGUGAAUGCAGAGCAGGCUAAGGCCGACUCAUCUCAGAGAGGCCUGGACGAGGAGAGACGCUCUCUAACUCAGCACAUUAGCAUGGAGAGAGAGGAGCUGGAGAGGGCAAAAAGUGCCCUGUUGGAGGAGCAGCAGCAGGUAAUGCAGCGCUGUGCAGAGGAGAGGAGGAAGCUGGCGGCUGAGUGGACCCAGUUCCACACCCAGGAGAAGCAGAGGCAGGACCGGGCAGAGCGGGAGGCCAGCCGGGCACUGGAGAGGGACGCCCACAGAGAGGGCUCCAUCAUCAGCAUGGCACAGGAACAGGUGGACCUGAAGCUGCGUGCUGGGGAGCUAAAGCAGCAUGAGGCAGCUGUAGCACGGGAGAGGGAGGCUCUGGAGAGACAGAGGGAGGAACUGGACAAGGAAAAGGAGAGGCUGAGUGGUACAGGCCUGCAGCUGAAGACACGUGCCCAGGAGGUAGAGGCCUUCAGCAAGCUGGCAUCAGAAAAAUAUAUUGAGGGGGAGAAGGCCCUACAGGAGUCCAGACAUGUAGAGACUGAGCACCAGACCAGGCUGAGGAGCAUCCACUCCCAGAUGGAGAGACUGAGACAGCAGGAGCAGCACCUCCAUCAGGUCAAUAAGUGGGGGGUAUACCAGCCAAUCUCCCACCACACAUCUGGAAUGGUUCCAGAGAGAAGGAAGAUGACUGAGCAGCUUAGAGAAAUGGAGAGACUCAAGCACAGCCUUCCAAUCACUCCUUUCCCUCAAUCUAUGGACCCUAUAUUCACAGAAUUCAGACCAGUGUUGGCAGUACCUCAGAUGGCCUCCACUAAGGCUGUUCGCCAGCCCUCGCCCCAGUUUUCUAGUCCGGAUUCUACAGAGCUCCAGGCCAGAUUGGCCUUGCUCAGGCACACAGCAGAGAAGGAUCGUGACUUUCUGCAGGACGAGCAGUUCUUCCUGGACGCACUCAAGAAAGCACCUUACAAUUCAGCCUUUCACACAGAUUAACAAUGGGCCUUAGAGCCCUGUGACUUUCUGGUUUUAAGUACACCAUUAAACUUGACAUUCUUUAA
Salvelinus fontinalis (brook trout) is the source of this 4376-nucleotide messenger RNA. RefSeq names its product fas-binding factor 1 homolog. Gene Ontology annotation, cellular component: centriole; ciliary transition fiber; ciliary basal body. Gene Ontology annotation, biological process: cilium assembly; establishment of epithelial cell polarity. The record is from RefSeq and is a predicted model, not a curated record. The transcript is spliced from 31 exons. Bases 496 to 4311 code for a protein of 1271 amino acids. NCBI's taxonomy places the organism in Eukaryota, Metazoa, Chordata, Actinopteri, Salmoniformes, Salmonidae.